CAUCAUCACUUACCAUCAGGUGUGAUCGUGGUCAAACGUCUACCUAUUCAUACUUAAAAAAAAAAAAAAAACGUUAAAAAUCAUGAUAGAAGUCCCAGAAAUGAUCAUGUUACAUAUAAAUUCUUCCACUAUCCAGGAUGUUAGAAAAGAAUAUAAUUUGGACAAACCGGGAAUUAUGGAACAGUCUGUGGAUAUUUUGUACGAUUGGAUUCAAAAACAGGAACACUUUGUGAAGAAGGAUUUUCAUAGAGACCAUUUGGAACGCAUUAUCAUUUCUACAAAAGGAUCCGUAGAAAAAGCGAAGAAACGAAUGGAUAAAGUUUGCACCAUGCGGUCUUUGGUGCCUAACUUAUUCCAGAAAUGCCACGCAAAGGAUGAUUUUGCCCAGUUACAUGAUUGGUACAUCAAUCUUCCCAUGCCAAAAAUAACUGAUGACAAUUACAGGAUAUACAUUGCAAAAAUAAGUAACAAACCACUUUCGGCAUCGGUGUUAAUGGACGCGUAUCAAUUUUCCGUUAUACUGUCUGAAUACAUGAAACUGUACGAUUAUACUAAGGGUUACCAUGUAAUAUGCGAUUUUAGAGAUGCCAAUGUUUUGGAUUUGGUCACCAAGAUUGACUUAGUGGAUCUCCGAAAUAUAAUGACAUUGUACACUGAUGGCUACGGUUUCAGAAUAAAAAACAUAUUCGUUUUAUCGAACUCGUCCAUGAUUGGUACUUUCGUCGACAUUUUGAAACAGAUCGUCACUGCUAAGAUCGGUCAAAGGAUCUCCGUUUGCAAGAGUACAGAAGCAUUGCACGAAAGUCUACCUAAGCAUUUGCUACCUGAAGAUUAUGGUGGAGAACAGAAAUCAAUUUCUACAAUUUAUAAUCAAUGGGUCGAAGAACUAUCAUCAGACAAGCAUGUGGCAUACAUGAAAGAAAUGAGAGGAGCAUGCACCAAUGAAACACUGAGACGUCCGGACAAAUUCAACGAGGACUAUCUUGGAAUGCCUGGCUCCUUCAAGAUGCUGCAUGUGGAUUAGAUACUAGAUAGGGUCAAGUUUCUAAGCUAUAGGUACAAAGAAAAUUAAAAAUAUAUGGGUUGGUUAAAGUAUGGUGACCGGAAAGCUGGCAGCUUCCUGGCACAAGUUCGAAUUAGCAUUUGAUUGCGAUAAAACCAGGAGCCUCCAUUAUUCUUGUUCUCAUGCCAAAAAAUAUGCCCUAUAUUUUAGAUAUCUGCAAUAGGUACAUAUAAUAAAAAUGGUUAGUCGUAUGCUUAGUUUUAGUGUUGGUAUGUAAGUACGUUUUCUCGUUAUCUACUUUUUGUGACUGUUAAAUAAAAUAGCAUUUAUUAAAGGGCUGA
This is a messenger RNA of Leguminivora glycinivorella, 1344 nucleotides long. RefSeq lists its product as uncharacterized. Gene Ontology annotation, molecular function: phosphatidylinositol bisphosphate binding. Gene Ontology annotation, cellular component: membrane. The transcript has 6 exons. The record is from RefSeq and is a predicted model, not a curated record. The coding region runs from base 83 to 1024 and encodes 313 amino acids. NCBI's taxonomy places the organism in Eukaryota, Metazoa, Arthropoda, Insecta, Lepidoptera, Tortricidae.